Molecule: messenger RNA, 1895 nt
Organism: Saccostrea cuccullata (small rock oyster)
Lineage: Eukaryota; Metazoa; Mollusca; Bivalvia; Ostreida; Ostreidae
Exons: 2
Coding region: 222-1895 (557 amino acids)
Source: RefSeq, a predicted model, not a curated record
ACAAACUAAAUUUAAUCCCGUAGGAUACCCCUAGUGCGUUAGUGUAAAUAUUGUUAUUUAUCCUGUGGGGAGCCCCUCGAUGUGUAAUUUUAUCUACCUGAGAGCUCGUGUUCGGGUAGUACCCGGGAAGUCACAGCCGAGAUAAGACCUGUUUGGCUUGUUGUUAUGAUGAAGUAGCCUGGGCGGGUACUCAAACUACAUCAGGUUCACAAACUUUCACAAUGUCUGGUAUGCCAGAAUGGAUGGCUGACUUAAUUGAAAAGGGUACAAACGUAAAAGAAUGUCUCGAGAUGUGGCGUCAGGAGCAGGAAUCAAAGAGAGAGCUAGAAAGGGAGAGAUGGGCGCAAGAGAGAGAAGAGCGUCAGGCCCAGAGAGAAAGUGCAAAGUUAGAGGUAGAAAGAGAUGUGAACUUACGAGAGUUAGCUAUAAGAGAAAAAGAGUUAGAACAUGCUAAAAUUGGGGGGUCUCAACCCCAUGAGAUUAAAUGCCCACCUGUUAAGUUACCUAAGUUUGAGGAGGGACAGGACCCUGAUGUCUUUUUACGGUCGUUUGAAAAGAUAGCUGGGUUGCAGAAAUGGCAUAAAUCCCAGUGGGCUAUACGCUUAGUUCCUAUGUUAGCAGGUAAGGCUUUGGAAGCGUAUUCAAGGUUGUCGGAUGCAGAUAGUGAUAACUAUGAGAUUAUCAAAACAGCUAUUCUCAAGAGAUAUGAGCUUACUUCUGAAGAUUACAGGGAAAAAUUUCGUCAGGGUAAGCAGUCAAAUGAUGAGUCAUUUAAACAUUUUGUUGUUAGGGUAGAAAGGUACCUCAAUCACUGGUGUGAACGUGAGAAAAUAGAUUCAGAUUUUGGCAAGUUGUAUGAUAUGGUCUUGAGAGAACAGGUUGUUAGAAGUUGUCCAAAAGACUUACAGUUGUGGAUUCUGGAACAUGACCCAAAGUCUAUUGAGGAGGUUGUUGCGUUGUUUAAUGCAUUUCAGGCGGCACAUAAGAGUAAGUAUCUUAGUGGCAAUAGUGUCCAAUUUCACAGUACAGGGAAUAGGUCGACGGGAAAGCCAAACAAGUUUGGUUCGACAAAUUCUCAAGAUGGUAAGUCAAAUCUCAAGUCUCACUUUAAUGCAGGGGAUAGCAGAAAGUGUUUAAUUUGUGAUAGAGUAGGACAUAUUGCAGCCAACUGUUUUCUUAAGAGAACUCAGUCAAAGGGUCGAGACAGUAAAGGUCAGAGAGGUACAAAGCCUGAGAAAAGGUCAGAAAAUGUUGGUUUGUGUUUAGAUAAGUCUGAGUCUAAAGUUGUAGGCAAUAUACAAGAUACAACCAAGGGUAGGGUGAUUCUUAAGUUGUCCGGAGUUGAUAACGAGUCGCCAGUAAUUGAAACAUCGGCAGCAUUGGGUCUGGAUUUAGUAAAGGGCCAGGUGAGUGAUCAACCAGUUGCAGUCUUACGAGAUACCGGAUGCUCUACUGUAUUUGUACGUAGUAAGUUUAUUUCAGACUCUGAUAAAACAGGACGUUCAAGAGUGAUAACUCUGGCUGAUGGAUCUCAAAGAAACUGUGAUGAGGCAAUGGUAGAUUUGAAGACUCCUUAUGUAUCAGGUAAGGUACAUGCCCUUGUCCUUGAUUCUCCUGAUUUUGCUGAUGUAAUUAUUGGUAAUAAUGUUAGCAUACUCAAACCAAUGGAGGACGAAAAAGAAGUCAAGAGGGAUGGAGAUGACGAGAACACUUGUGCUGCAGUUCAGACACGUUUGCAGGCCAAAUUGGAGCAAGGUAAUAGUAGUUCUCAGAGAAAAGCAACAGAAGAGGAUUCAGAGGAUGAAUCUUUGAAACAAUUGUGGUGCAGCAGAGAUAAGUUGGUAGAACUUCAGGAAUCAGAUGACAGUUUGAAAUCUGCACUGAGUAUGGCAUAA